AUGACUCAUUGCAUGAAUGGUCAUGGGCUAUUCUACGGAUGGUGCACCUUGGCUGGCAGGCUAGAUGUAGGUGAGAUGAGGAUAGGAGUAGUCGAUGAUCCCAGGCUUGCCAGUGUGUCUACGUGCGCGUUCUCUGCUCAGGGCACCUGUUGGAUGGUGAAGGGUUCCAUCUGGGGUAUGGGAGGCGAAGUGAGAGCUUUGAAGACUGGUCUGCACUUGUCGGUAGAUCUCGAAAGUAAUCAGUUGAGGGCCACUGCUCUGCCCAUUAGACUUUGUAUUUCCUUCAUUAUUGAAGGUGAAUUCAUCUCGAGAAUGGCCUUGAUUUGGCGUGGGUGUGCCUCGAUAUCUCGUUGA
Molecule: messenger RNA, 354 nt
Organism: Prunus armeniaca (apricot)
Lineage: Eukaryota; Viridiplantae; Streptophyta; Magnoliopsida; Rosales; Rosaceae
Source: the annotation of a GenBank genome assembly